UCAUCUACAACCAUCACCACAUUCACUCAACUCCUCUUUCUCAACUCUCCAAACACAAACAUUCUUUGUUGAAUACCAACCAUCACCACCUUUCAAGAUGCAGUUCUUCGCCGUCGCCCUCUUCGCCACCAGCGCCCUGGCUGCUGUCUGCCCUACCGGCCUCUUCUCCAACCCUCUGUGCUGUGCCACCAACGUCCUCGACCUCAUUGGCGUUGACUGCAAGACCCCUACCAUCGCCGUCGACACUGGCGCCAUCUUCCAGGCUCACUGUGCCAGCAAGGGCUCCAAGCCUCUUUGCUGCGUUGCUCCCGUGGCCGACCAGGCUCUCCUGUGCCAGAAGGCCAUCGGCACCUUCUAAAGCAAUGGCUUGCUUUACUGCCGGCAGUCUUUGAGAACUCUGGGCUCACAAAAGACGACUUGCAUGUAUCAUGGGGGCUCGCAAAUGGGAGGAUUUGGAGGGGAUUGAGGCUGGGUUUGGCCUAUUAGAGGAUUGCAUAAUGGAAGAUUUGCGAGCAGGACAUAGACGUAUCUAGAGUUCUAGUCAAUACAUUAUUGAAAAGUUGGAGUAU
Molecule: messenger RNA, 569 nt
Organism: Trichoderma reesei QM6a
Lineage: Eukaryota; Fungi; Ascomycota; Sordariomycetes; Hypocreales; Hypocreaceae
Gene: hfb2
Product: hydrophobin
Exons: 3
Coding region: 98-358 (86 amino acids)
Cellular component (GO): extracellular region
Source: RefSeq, a predicted model, not a curated record